UCGAAACACAGAAGCAUAAAGCUCUUCUAAGCACACUCGUGGAGAGAGUCAGAAAAAUCCCUAAGAAUUCAGAUCUUGUCCGUAACAUCGAGAAGAAUGGCUUCUUCAACGUUCAGCGGCGACGAAACGGCACCGUUCUUCGGCUUUCUCGGCGCCGCCGCGGCCCUCGUCUUCUCCUGUAUGGGAGCUGCGUACGGAACGGCGAAGAGUGGAGUAGGAGUGGCGUCGAUGGGAGUGAUGCGGCCGGAGCUGGUCAUGAAGUCGAUCGUUCCGGUGGUCAUGGCGGGAGUGUUGGGAAUUUACGGCCUUAUUAUCGCCGUCAUCAUUAGUACCGGUAUCAACCCUAAGGCCAAAUCCUAUUACCUGUUUGAUGGUUAUGCUCAUCUCUCGUCUGGUCUGGCCUGUGGCCUUGCUGGGCUCUCAGCUGGUAUGGCUAUUGGCAUUGUUGGUGAUGCUGGUGUUAGAGCUAAUGCCCAACAGCCAAAGCUUUUUGUUGGGAUGAUCCUCAUUCUCAUUUUUGCUGAAGCCCUUGCUCUGUAUGGUCUCAUUGUUGGCAUCAUUCUUUCCUCCCGAGCAGGUCAGUCAAGAGCCGACUAGAAAGCUGUGCUGGGUGGAUUUCUCGAUUGCUGCUAUUAAACAAGCUCUAUGUUUUGGUAUAAGUUCUAGUUUCGUUUUGGAAGUGUACUGCAGAUUCUUGUUUGUUGUGAUCGAUGUCUGCCAGAUGGAUUGGUAGUAUUUAUGUGCCAAAGGUAGAAAAUAGAAUUAGCAAUUAGUUUUACUUCUGAAUAAAUUUGCAUCCUUUUUCAAUUUUCUUUUCAUUAGACCGGGCUGUAUUGAGAAUUGAAAUUAACACUACUUUGUCUAAAAUUAUUUCUCGUAGUAUUAUGUUAGCUAUAUUCUUCA
Rosa chinensis is the source of this 903-nucleotide messenger RNA. Its product is annotated as V-type proton ATPase 16 kDa proteolipid subunit. Gene Ontology annotation, biological process: proton transmembrane transport. Gene Ontology annotation, cellular component: proton-transporting V-type ATPase, V0 domain. The record is from RefSeq and is a predicted model, not a curated record. Bases 97 to 597 code for a protein of 166 amino acids. NCBI's taxonomy places the organism in Eukaryota, Viridiplantae, Streptophyta, Magnoliopsida, Rosales, Rosaceae. Gene Ontology annotation, molecular function: proton-transporting ATPase activity, rotational mechanism. The transcript is spliced from 3 exons.